GACGUAAUGAUUGAAAUAGUGCGACGUGACAUCACGAAGACAUCGUCCUCGAGAUAAUAUUGUACGGGCGUGGGGGCGACGACAGGUCACUCGACAGGGGGUGGGUCAUGUAUGCUGCCGUAAGCAGAAUAGCAUCCACGAGCCGCUUCUGGUCGCGGGGACUCGCACGCAUUUGCGAAUCGAGGUUGUCAACAUCGGCCAAGAAAACGCAAACAGAGGCGAACAAAGCGGUAGCGGCGGAAAUCGCAGGCAUUGCUGCGUGCAAAACGCCUUCGAAAGAAGCAAAAGUUGAGCCGAGACUACAAAUUGUACGUGUAUAUCGAUGGAAUCCAGAAACGCCGAAAGUCAAGCCGUACAUGCAACAGUUCAGCGUGGAUCUGAACAAAUGCGGCACAAUGGUACUGGACGUAUUGACGUUUAUCAAGGCGCAACACGAUCCAACAUUGUCCUUCCGGAAGUCCUGUCGCGAAGGCAUCUGCGGAUGUUGCGGGAUGAACAUAAACGGCGUGAAUACCUUGGCUUGCAUAACAAAAGUAAAAGAAUCUCUGCAGCCACUGAUAAUCUAUCCUCUACCGCAUGCGUAUGUGAUUCGAGACUUAAUACCGGAUAUGGAACAGUUCUUAGGACAAUUCCAGAAAAUCGAUCCCUAUCUAAAGCGACCGGGUGAGGACGACUUUCUCGGUAUGCGGCAAAUUUUGCAAAGUCCAAGGGACAGGCGGAAGCUCGAUGGCUUAUAUGAAUGCAUAAUGUGCGCAUGUUGUACGUUUUCGUGUCCUCCUUACUGGUGGCUAGGCGAUAAGUACCUGGGACCUGCGGUGCUACUGCAGGCGUACAGGUGGGUGAUAGACUCGCGGGACAUGGCACAUAAAGAAAGAUUGGCAAAAUUACGAGACUUCUAUUCGGUAUAUCGAUGCCACACGAUCUUCAAUUGCACAAAGACAUGUCCAAAGGGUCUGAAUCCAGGAAAAGCAAUAGCGCAAUUAAAACGUUUGUUGGCUGGGCUUACGAACAAAGAGAAACCAGAUCUUGAGACAACGCUUCCGAAUGCCUGCCAAAGUGAGGAGCAAUAUUUAAGCAAAAAGGAAUAAAAAAAAAAAAAGUAGGACAUAGUUCGCGAGAAGUUCCUCUUUAUUGUAUAAGGUCCAUCAUUUUCAAUAAAGAACUUAGUAUAAUUGAAUAUUAAGUUUAAUUUUGUACAACAGGUGAU
Messenger RNA from Cyphomyrmex costatus, 1207 nucleotides. Its product is annotated as succinate dehydrogenase [ubiquinone] iron-sulfur subunit. Bases 108 to 1088 code for a protein of 326 amino acids. The transcript has 5 exons. NCBI's taxonomy places the organism in Eukaryota, Metazoa, Arthropoda, Insecta, Hymenoptera, Formicidae. The record is from RefSeq and is a predicted model, not a curated record. Gene Ontology annotation, biological process: tricarboxylic acid cycle; aerobic respiration; respiratory electron transport chain. Gene Ontology annotation, molecular function: oxidoreductase activity; electron transfer activity; iron-sulfur cluster binding. Gene Ontology annotation, cellular component: mitochondrial membrane.